Molecule: messenger RNA, 742 nt
Organism: Drosophila navojoa
Lineage: Eukaryota; Metazoa; Arthropoda; Insecta; Diptera; Drosophilidae
Source: RefSeq, a predicted model, not a curated record
UUUGUAGCACAAAAACCACAACAGUGAAUUUAUUUAAAUAGCACGCAAUAAGCGGCCAUCAAAAUGCAUCAGGUUUGGACACGCGCUGAGCUAUCCACCGUCGCUAAGGAAACCCAUGAAAUAUUUCCAAAGGACUUGCCGCAGCCGCGGCAAACCGCAUUUGUGCCAUCAUACGAGAAGGAGCCGCCAGCGAUGAGCCUGUUGCUGGGCUGGGAGUAUGGUCGGCUGUGGCUGAAGGAGCACAAGCAGUCAAUCGAAAAGGAGACGUCCAAGCAGAAGCCCUACUUCGUUGACUCCGACUUCAGCUGGUGGGUGAGCAAGCGCACCGUGGUGCUAGAUCGUCGCCAGAUCUUCACCAAGAAAAAGCAGAACCCCCAUGUCAAGAACUGCAACCUGACGGCCUUCGCUCUCUCGAAAAUCAAUCGGCUCAAGUACAAGGAGGAAGAAGCAGCUGCCAAUGGGGCUAAGGCCGCCAAGAGUCCAGAUGCCCCUCCCGACGGGCAGCCGACGCAGGCCAACGCUGAGAAGGCGAAAAUAUGCAACUGCAAGGACUGCAAGCAACGACCCACUGGAGGCCAGGCGACUAAAAGGACAAGCCAUAAUCACUAGGAUCGCAGGUCUACAACAACCCCUCGGUAUUGAAAUUAAUCACGUAAUUUAAUAUAAUCGGCUGAAAUGCCCAAGAGAUUUCUAUCUUUCUCUAACUUAGAUACGAAACAUUGAGAUAAUUUUUUAAAUGAGU